ACUGGGACCCAGCUCGCCCACCCCCACCCCUCCCCAAAUACCUGCACAAGAAACCCCUUUCUUUCUCUCCCCCUCCUGAUCCUCGCCUUCCUCCUCCUCCUCCUCCUCCCGCCCCUCCCCCCCACCUGUGGGCCAGGCCACCUGAAGUGCCCGGCGCGUCCCACCCUCGCUGCCCACCCCGGUAGGAGGCAGGCAGCGUGGCCAUGUGCCCCCCCGGUCAGCGUGCGGUACGGGGACGAGGGCGUGUCCUACCUCCGCGCGUCCUGGAUGUAUCAGCUUCGACAUGGCGACCAGCUGGGGAUUUGCUUCGCUUGCUUCAAGGCUGCCUUCCUGGAGCUCAGAGACUCGCUGGAGUCGGAGGACUGGGAGGAGGGAGACUGGGACCCUGAGCCGAUGGACCCCGCCGGGGCGGGGCCUGAGCAGGGCUGGGGCCCGGGGGUGGGGCUGAGCUGGGGGCAGGGCCAGGGUCACUCCGCCCAGGAGGGUCUGUGGAGUGGGGGUCGGCCCCCCCCCCCUCCCGGGUCGGAGGAGGAGGGCCCGGACCACCACUUCGCGCCCACCGAGCUGGAGCCUCAGGACGCAGCACCCCGGGGCCUGGGCCCUGACGACGCUGACUGGACCCAGAGCCUCCCCUGG
Messenger RNA from Acinonyx jubatus (cheetah), 636 nucleotides. RefSeq names its product testis expressed 19 (gene TEX19). NCBI's taxonomy places the organism in Eukaryota, Metazoa, Chordata, Mammalia, Carnivora, Felidae. Gene Ontology annotation, biological process: spermatogenesis; male gonad development; placenta development. The record is from RefSeq and is a predicted model, not a curated record. Gene Ontology annotation, cellular component: cytoplasm; nucleus.